GUUCCCUCUCAGGCGGGGUGGCGGCCAUGCGGUGCCGGCCUGGCCGCGUCUCCGAUCCCCGGCUGAAGCAGCGCAUCAAGCAGUAUCUUGCAAGUAGUAAAUGUGGGCAGUAUGUUGACAUUGGAAUUCUAGCAUCUGAUUUGCAGAAAACCUACAGUGUAGAUUAUGGACGAAGAAAAAGAAAUGCCUUUAGAAUACAAGUUGCAAAAGUGUUUGAAAUAAUCAGUAAUGAAGAAGAACGCAAAGAUUUGGCAGUUUUAGAAUCAGAACAUGUGUCAAAAAGAGCAAGACAACAAGAGAAAAAUGAGACUACUGGAAGUGGCACAGAUGACUCUGACUAUGAUGAUUAUCCAGAAGAUUUAUCUGCAAAUCAGAUGAACAGUUCCCUGCUGAGCUUAUACAAGAAAGGAAAUCCUGAUUCUGUUCCAUCCACUCCAAAAAAUGACCCAGUGGAGACGUCUCCUCGUGUGAGAACAGCACCUCAAACAAGCACCUUUGCACCAGAAUCCAGAGGUGAAAGACAAAUCUCUGAUGGUGGCUGGUUCAUUGAUAAAACUCCUGAUGGGAAAGACUUCUUCAUUGACCUUUCUGAGGAUGGAGAAGGAGAGGAAACAAAACUGAUUUCUGAGAAAUCAACAGAAUUUUCUGUCUUGGAGAGUGAAAGAAAGAAGACAAAGGGCAGGAGAGCAAAAAGAAAAAAAGGAGAAUUUCAAGAUGUAGAUGGAGAAAUUGAAUCCAUGUUACUUAAGAAAGUGAGAAAUAAGGGGUCAGAGCUUUACCACCCUUCAGUGAAGUUUGAGGAUGUUGGAGGCAAUGAUGAAACAUUAAAGGAAAUCUGCAAGAUGCUCCUUCACAUCCGUCAUCCUGAGGUCUACACCCACUUGGGAGUUGUUCCACCUCGGGGCUUUCUUUUACAUGGGCCACCAGGAUGUGGGAAGACACUGCUGGCACAGGCAAUUGCUGGGGAGCUUGAGCUCCCUAUGUUGAAGGUGGCAGCAACAGAGAUUGUGUCUGGAGUGUCAGGGGAAUCUGAGCAGAAACUGAGGGAACUGUUUGAGCAAGCUGUGUCCAGUGCUCCAUGUGUCCUUUUCAUUGACGAGAUCGAUGCGAUCACCCCAAAGAGAGAAGUUGCAUCGAAGGACAUGGAGCGGAGGAUUGUAGCUCAGUUCCUGACUUGUAUGGAUGACUUGAAUAAUGUGGCUGCCACUACCCAGGUCCUUGUUAUUGGAGCAACAAACAGACCUGACUCCCUGGACCCUGCACUGAGGAGAGCUGGGAGAUUUGACAGAGAAAUUUGUUUAGGGAUCCCAGAUGAAGGGGCAAGAGAGAAAAUUCUUCAGACUUUGUGUCGAAAACUGAAGCUCCCAGAGUCGUUUGAAUUCCGUCAUUUAGCACGGCUGACUCCGGGCUAUGUGGGGGCUGAUCUGAUGGCCCUGUGCCGUGAGGCAGCCAUGGGCACAGUCAACAGGGUCCUGAUAACAUCUGAGGAGCACGGCAGGGAGCACACACACUCUGCAGGGAACACAGCUGAAGGAAGCCCGGGAAUAGGGACAGAUGUCCUGGUGGAAGAGGGCACCAACCAACCAGAGCUUCCACCUAAGGAUGAAUUGCAGAGACUUUUGGAUUUGCUGAAGGAGCAAGCCCCCUUGCCCGAGGAGCAGCUGCAGAAGCUGUGCAUUGAGAUGAAUGAUUUCAUUGUUGCACUGUCGUCAGUGCAGCCCUCUGCCAAGAGAGAAGGCUUUGUCACAAUCCCUGAUGUGACAUGGGCAGACAUUGGAGCCCUGGAGGAUGUUCGGGAGGAGCUGACUAUGGCAAUAUUGGCACCUGUGCGAAACCCAGAGCAGUUUAAAGCUCUGGGCCUGACUACUCCAGCUGGUGUCCUGCUUGCAGGUCCUCCAGGGUGUGGCAAAACACUAUUAGCUAAGGCGGUGGCAAACGAGUCUGGACUGAACUUCAUAUCUGUGAAAGGUCCUGAGCUGCUAAAUAUGUAUGUUGGUGAAAGUGAACGUGCUGUACGCCAGGUGUUCCAGCGUGCCAGGAAUUCAGCCCCUUGUGUUAUAUUCUUUGAUGAAGUUGAUGCUUUGUGUCCUCGGAGGUCUGACCGUGAAUCAGGAGCCAGUGUGCGGGUAGUGAACCAGCUCCUCACAGAGAUGGAUGGGCUGGAGAAUCGGCAGCAAGUUUUCAUUAUGGCUGCCACAAACAGGCCAGAUAUAAUUGACCCAGCAAUCCUGCGUCCUGGUAGGCUGGAUAAAACACUCUAUGUGGGUUUGCCACCACCUGAAGAUCGUCUUGCUAUUUUAAAGACCAUCACCAAAGGUGGCACCCGGCCUCCCCUAGAUAGUGAUGUGAGCCUAGAGGAAAUUGCUUACAGUCAGCACUGUGAUUGUUACACAGGGGCAGACCUUUCAGCUCUUGUGCGUGAGGCUUCCAUUUGUGCCCUGAGACAGGAAAUGGCCCUGAAGAAUACUCAAAGCAAGAAGGGAGAAAUCAAGAUUUCUCGUAAACACUUUGAAGAAGCUUUUAGGAAAGUGAAGUCUUCAGUGUCCAAACAGGAUCAAAUAAUGUAUGAAGAACUGCAUCAGUCACUGUGCAGGUGAUACAUUUGGACAAUUCCCACAAGAGACUAACUCUACACUGGUGAAGAGUUCUGCAGUUCCUGUGCCUGUUUUCAAGAGGCAGGUUGGAAAGAAGCUGUACUAAAUCCAUCUUUCAAUGUUUUAUACUGCACCUGAAAAAAAAAUCAUCACAACCUACUGCUCUAAAGCAUCCUUAACCAGAAUAAAAGAUACAAUACAUGCUUCCUUCUUAUAACCAUUUA
Molecule: messenger RNA, 2818 nt
Organism: Cyanistes caeruleus (blue tit)
Lineage: Eukaryota; Metazoa; Chordata; Aves; Passeriformes; Paridae
Gene: NVL
Product: nuclear VCP like
Biological process (GO): ribosome biogenesis
Cellular component (GO): nucleus
Molecular function (GO): preribosome binding; ATP binding; ATP hydrolysis activity
Source: RefSeq, a predicted model, not a curated record